AUGAGCGGUAACGACCUGAUGAUACGCAAGCCAAGCAAUUUGAAUGUGAGACAAGAGGCGGCGAGGGCAACCCUCCGAGAGGUCCGGCUCCAUGGGCAUAUCUAUGUGGAGCUGAGAGAGGUUGGCAGGCGGACCAUCUUCUUCUGUACUCUGUGUCUCACACCAUGUUACAGCGAUACCUCUCUGUUUGAUCAUCUCCGUGGUAAUCUCCAUGCCCGUCGGUAUGCUGCGGCUAAAGCUACCCUAUUUGGUCCCGUUCCCUGGCCUUUCAACGAUGGAGUUCUUUUCUUCUCCGCUACCCAUGAUCAAGAGCAGCAUUCGUCCGCUUCAAGUCCCCGGAAAUAUCUCAUAAUUUACCCUAAUGGCAGUGGCCAUGAAGUAACUUCCACUUCAAAUGGUCUCGGACGACUGGAUUGUGUUACUGCUGAUGUCAAUUUAGGUUUCGGAACGAUCUUGGGCUCUAAUGGUAGUACUUCUAGUUCAAAAGAUAUGAUUAUUUUUUCUGGAACUCCUGAUCGUGGAAAUUGUGUGACCGAAAGGGAACAAGGUCUAUCCCAGGGCUCUACAGUAAAUGGAAAUGGCCUGUCAGGUAAUGGUGACAACCUUGAUCUCAAUGGUCGAGGAGGAAAAUGUUUGAAGCUCAAAAGCUACGAGAAGUGUUUGACCAUACCUAGGGUCUUACCUGGAGAUCCAGCUUGCAUUCUGAAAGUACACUUUGCUGGAUACGGGCAUAUCGCCUCCAGAAUCAGCAGAAUUGAUGAGACUGCUAACAAGAUUCGCAGGAUAUGGUGUGCAUGGUUGGGAAUGGGCGAUUCUGAUUCCAGAAACAUCCUGCUAACAAUGGCAAUGUGUGAUUUUGGUGUUGUUAAUUUUUCAUACUGUUAUGACUUAGGCAGACCUGGUGGCUGGGAUGAUGCAGACUCAUCACUGUCAUAUGGGUCUCAGUUGGAAAUUGAAAAUCUUGGUAGUCCAAGGAAACUAAGAAAAUCUCUUCCUGAUUCUGAUGAGUUCACAGAAGGUUUGAGGGAUCGGUGUGGUUCAUCUUGUGAUGAUAGUGCGGGUUUAAAAUGUGAAAAUGGCAAAUCUGCAGUUUAUGACAUUGAAAAGAUCAAAUGCUUGGCAACUGUAUCCAACAGGAAUUUUAGGCGAGAGUUAAGGAGGCAAAAACGAUUGGCAGCUGAAAGAAUGUGUGACAUCUGUGGGCAGCCUAUGCUUAUGUGCAAGGAUGUGGCAACAUUGCUAAAUCGCAAGACCUGGAACAUUGCAUGCAGCAGUAGAAACACCAACGGGGUGGGGAGAUUUUUUUUUUUUUUACAUGUUUGCCCUUUCAGGCUAAUGUGUCUGUCUAUGGUGGUGAUCUUUAAUAGUUUUUUCCCUAUUUUUAUGUGCAGGCGUUUCAUGUAUUUCACACCUCGUGCCUUAUACAUUGGAUCCUUCUUUGUGAGUCUGAAAUUUGGAAUCCAAAGUUACCUAACAAGAAAGCAAACCGUGGGCGCAAGGGGAAGAAGGCUGCUAAGGCAUAUAUGUCUUCUGUACUCUGUCCAGAAUGUCAGGGGACUGGUAUAAUUACUGAGGAAGAUCAUCUCGAGAAACCAUCGAUCCCCCUUUCUCAGGUUUUUCUCAGCCAAUCACUAUCACGUUUUCCCCUCUAACAGUUAAUUUCUCAUCUUCAUUCAAUGGUAACAUAACCAUGCGUCUGUCCUGGGUAAUGCUUUCAGAUGUUCCAGUAUAAGCUAAAAGCAAUCGAAUCACACAAGGCCUGGAUGAAAAAUCCUGAAAUCUUGGAACAUUGUUCAACUGGACUCUCUUUCUCCUCUAAGUCCGAAGAAAACUUUGAGGUUACCCCUUUGUCCUUGUGUGUAAAAAUUUCGCAUAUCUGCUGGAGGUUAUUGAUUGCUUUGUGGCUUUUCGUUCUGCAGGAGCAGAUAUUGCCUGUGAAAUUAUUGCAUUUCUAUCGGGCUUGCUAG
Messenger RNA from Spirodela intermedia, 1967 nucleotides. NCBI's taxonomy places the organism in Eukaryota, Viridiplantae, Streptophyta, Magnoliopsida, Alismatales, Araceae. The record is from the annotation of a GenBank genome assembly.